AUGUCCGCCGAGAAGAACGGCAACAGCCUCGUGCCAACAUCGUCGUAUGACAGCCCGCCCAGGCCCGAGGACGAGGAGACCCUCCGCCUGGCCAAGAACUGGACGCCAGAGGAGGAGCAGCGCGCCAAGCGCAAGAUGGACUUUAUCAUCAUGCCUAUUCUGACGCUGGGCUUCUUCUGUCUUCAGCUCGACCGCGGUAACAUUGCCAACGCACUCACGGACAACUUCCUCAAGGACGUCCGCAUCACGCAGGACCAGUUCAACGUCGGCCAGCAGAUGCUUUCGCUCGGCAUCGUGCUCUUCGAAGUGCCGUCCAACAUGGCGCUGUACCGCAUCGGCCCCGGCAAGUGGCUCACGCUCCAGCUCUUCCUCUUCGGCAUCGUCUCCACCUUCCAGGCCUUCCAGCGCGGCUACGGCCCGUUCAUCGCGACGCGUUUCCUGCUCGGCAUGACGGAGAGUGGCUUCAUCCCCGGCGGCCUGUGGACCCUGUCGACGUGGUACACGCGCAGUGAGACGGCCAAGCGCGUCAUGUUCUUCUACUUUGGCAACCAGAUCGGCCAGGCCUCCUCCAAGCUCCUCGCAUACGGCAUCCUCCACAUGCGCGGCGUCGGCGGCCAGCCGGGCUGGUUCUGGCUCUUUGCGCUCAUGGGCGCGUUCACCGUCGCGUCCGGCUUCGUGUUCGGCUUCUUCCUUCCCGACAGCUUCAAGAACCCCACGUCGACGUUCCUCCCCAAGAAGCGCUGGUUCACCGACCGCGAGCUCGAGAUCCUCCGCACCCGCGUCAUCCUCGACGACCCGAUGAAGGGCAAAAAGAAGAGCCACAUUGGCCUCGACGCCUUCAAGCGCGCGUUCGGAAACUGGCGUCUCUGGGUCCACCUCUUCAUCACCCUCUGCAACAACGGCCCCCAGCGUGCGUUCGACACGUACUCGCCCUCGAUCGUCUCGUCGUUCGGCUUCGCCCCGCUCACCUCGAACGCGCUCGCUUCCGUCGGUUUCUGGCUCCAGGUGCCCGUGUCCUUCGUCUUCUCAUACGUGUCGGACCACUUCAACCUCCGCGGUCCGACCGUCAUUGCAGGCUUCUCGGGCCACAUGCUCGGUUACAUCUUCAACCGUAUCUUCACCGAGCUCAACUCGCGCGGCGUCAAGUACUUUGGUGUCGUGUGGACGCAGACUUUCGGCACCUUCUCGCACCCGCUCAACAUUGCCUGGAUGUCGCUUUCCGCGCGUGACUCGGAGGAGCGCGCCCUGGCCAUGGCCAUGGUCAUCAUGGGCGCCAACACGGCCGGCAUCUACGGCGCGCAGAUCUUCCGCUCAGACGACAAGCCAAAGUACCGCCGUGGAUUCAGCAUCAACAUUGCAAUCCUCGCCUUCGGUCUCCUGCUCGCCAUCAUCCGCUACAUCGACGACCGCAGGCUCAAGAAGCGCGCCCUUGCCGAGGAGACGACCAUUCUGUCCUCCGAGGGCGACGUCGCGUCCCUCCGCGCCCGUGAGAGCACCGAUGCCGCCCACCCCGUCAGCAGUGCCAAGGCCGUCGAGGACGACAAGGAGAAGAAGGAGGUGCUCAACGGCAACGUUGUCCGCGCCUAA
Vanrija pseudolonga is the source of this 1587-nucleotide messenger RNA. Its product is annotated as putative transporter. Lineage: Eukaryota; Fungi; Basidiomycota; Tremellomycetes; Trichosporonales; Trichosporonaceae. Gene Ontology annotation, molecular function: transmembrane transporter activity. Bases 1 to 1587 code for a protein of 528 amino acids. The record is from RefSeq and is a predicted model, not a curated record. Gene Ontology annotation, cellular component: membrane. The transcript is spliced from 3 exons. Gene Ontology annotation, biological process: transmembrane transport.